CCCCAACACACCCGUGCGUCCUUUAAGCUGAGUCCACUGCUGUGAUUUCACACCAGAGUCCCGAUCUAGCCGUUGGAGAGACUGCGAGAUCCCAGCAAAGUUGACGGGGACACACACCAUGUCUCACUCUGGAGCUAAUGCCGUCAAAGGAUUCAACGAGGGUCGGGAGAGGGAGGACUACACGGGUCCCGUGAGGCAGGCGGGUUACAUAUCCACAGCCACCUCCCUCGUCAGGGCUGUGACGAGCGCAGGUUCAGAGUUGGGCCGGAGAUGUUGGGGUUCGGCUCCAGCCCCCCGUCCCUUCCGCGUGUGUAACCACGACCGGUCCCGGCGCAGCGGGGUCACCGCCGGCACCCUGCGGGAGCUCAUUGGCAAGGCUAUGGAUGCUGUGCUGGUGACUGGGCUGGUGUCGCUGGUCCUGGAUGAAGACGGCACGCUGGUGGACACUGAGGACUUCUUCCGGCACCUGGAGGACGACACCAGGCUGAUGGUCCUGGAGAAGGGUCAGAGUUGGAGGUCGACCCAUAGGGGGACCGUGUCGUACGCACUGACCCAGAAACCAAAGAACAGCAAGGACAUCGCCAGGAUCACGCUGGACAUCUACAAGCGGAAUCCCAGGGACCUCUUUGGUUCCCUCAAUGUCCGGGCCACCUUCUACGGCCUUUACUCCAUGACCUUUGACAUCAAGGGCCUGGGCCCAAAGAAGGUCAUCAGGGAGCUGCUGCGAGUGAUGGCCUCCAUGCUGCACGGUGUGGGACACAUCCUGGUCUCCGCCGCCUCCUUCAUGCGACGGAUUGUGGAAGGGGGAGACACAGCGAUGGGCUCCUUCGAAUGGCCGGCCCGCCCGUGACACGCCACAUGCAUGUACACAACACGCCAGCCCGCCCGUGACACGCCACACGCAUGUACACAACACGCCAGCCCGCCCGUGACACGCCACACACAUGUACACAACACGCACCCACCACCACCACCCACUUAGUUUUAGCUUAGUCCAGUGUAGUUCAGUGUAACAUGCACUGAGGUACAGUAAAUAUCUCGUGUUGCACACUAGCCAGUCAGCUGAAAGACAACACAUGAUUAUAAUCCAUCCGUUCGCUGUGUAUAGUUAUACAUAUAUGAUAUGGGAAUAACGUUUAGUGUAAAGUAAUGCCAGCAAAGUCCAAUCAAAGAUAAUCCGAGGGUCACCAAUGAGGUAGAUAGUAGACAAUAGACAACAGGUGUAGGAGGAGGCCAUUCGGCCCUUCGAGCCAUUCAAUGUGUGAUCAUCCCCAAUCAGUGCCCCGUUCCUGCCUUCUCCCCAUAUCCCCUGACUCCGCUAUCUCUAAGAGCCCUAUCUAGCUCUCUCUUGAAAGUAUCCAGAGAACCGGCCUCCACCGCCCUCUGUGAGGCAGAGAAUUCCACAGACUCACCACUCUCUGUGAGAAAAAGUGUUUCCUCGUCUCCGUUCUAAAUGGCCGACCCCUUAUUCUUAACCUGUGUGUGGCCCCUGGUUCUGGACUCCCCCAACAUCGGGAACAUGUUUCCUGCCUCUAGCGUGUCCAAGCCCUUAAUAAUCGUGUUUGUUUCAGUGAGAUGCCCUCUCAUCCUUCUAAACUCCAGAGUUUACAAGCCCAGCUGCUCCAUUCUCUCAGCACAUGACAGUCCCGCCAUCCCGGGAAUUAACCUUGUGAACCUUGUUCUUCGAAGGGUCUCGACCCGAAACGUCGCCCAUUUCCUUCGCUGGAGAAACUCAGCGGGUGCAGCAGCAUCUAUGGAGCGAAGGAAAAAGGCAACGUUUCGGGACGAAACUCAAAGGAAAUAGGUAACGUUU
This is a messenger RNA of Leucoraja erinaceus (little skate), 1813 nucleotides long. It is a transcript of the gene cideb, whose product is annotated as cell death inducing DFFA like effector b. Gene Ontology annotation, biological process: regulation of apoptotic process; apoptotic process. The transcript is spliced from 5 exons. Lineage: Eukaryota; Metazoa; Chordata; Chondrichthyes; Rajiformes; Rajidae. The record is from RefSeq and is a predicted model, not a curated record. The coding region runs from base 119 to 850 and encodes 243 amino acids.